Neocloeon triangulifer is the source of this 1393-nucleotide messenger RNA. It is a transcript of the gene Snap25, whose product is annotated as synaptosomal-associated protein 25. Lineage: Eukaryota; Metazoa; Arthropoda; Insecta; Ephemeroptera; Baetidae. The transcript has 8 exons. Gene Ontology annotation, molecular function: SNAP receptor activity; syntaxin binding. Gene Ontology annotation, biological process: synaptic vesicle fusion to presynaptic active zone membrane; exocytosis; synaptic vesicle priming. Gene Ontology annotation, cellular component: plasma membrane; SNARE complex. Bases 171 to 809 code for a protein of 212 amino acids. The record is from RefSeq and is a predicted model, not a curated record.
GCCGAGUUGACGUCGGUGGCGAGCGCAGUCGAUAAAGAAAGUCAGUGCGAGGCCGACGGAGCGGGGUUGACCCUUUUGGUUUUCUUCUUGGAUCCACCGCGAGGGCUGUUAGUUCCUGUAGCCUUUCAACCUUCUCACCUCCGCCUUCUUCGACGCCAAAGGACGAAACGAUGCCAGCCCCAGCAGAACCAGCCGCGCCGGAGCCUCCCAAGACGGAGCUCCAGGAGCUGCAGAUGCGAGCCGGUCAAGUGACAGAUGACUCACUUGACAGCACACGGCGCAUGUUGGCUCUCUGUGAAGAGAGCCACGAGGUCGGCAUGAAAUCCCUAGUGAUGUUGGAUGAGCAAGGGGAACAACUGGACCGCAUCGAGGAGGGCAUGGACCAGAUCAACGCCGACAUGAAGGAGGCCGAGAAGAAUUUGACCGGCAUGGAAAAGUGCUGUGGCCUCUGCGUUUUGCCUUGUAACAAGUCGAGUUCCUUCAAAGAGGACGACGGCACGUGGAAGGGCAACGACGACGGCAAGGUGGUCAACAACCAGCCCCAGCGCGUCAUGGACGACCGCAACGGCCUCGGCCCUCAGGGCGGCUACAUCGGAAGAAUCACCAACGACGCCCGCGAGGAGGAGAUGGAGGAUAACAUGGGCCAGGUGAACACCAUGAUCGGCAACCUGCGCAACAUGGCCCUGGACAUGGGCUCGGAACUCGAGAACCAGAACAGGCAGGUCGACCGCAUCAACCGCAAGGCCGAGUCGAACGACGCCAGAAUAGCCGUGGCCAACCAGCGCGCCAACAAGCUGCUGAAGACGUAAGAAGGCUCCUCCCCGUUCCUGCUGCUCUCGUUGUUGCUGCACCACAGAAGAUGGACUUCAAGACACUUUUGUUUGUGUUGACAAAAUUCCUACUUCUUUCCUUCCGCAAUUGCUUUUCGUUUCCAAAAGAAAGUUGGGUGAUAUUUUAAGAUUGAAUUCAAGCGAAUGUACAAACCUAGCAGUAGCAAAAGCAGACAGAAGAAGAAGAAAAAAAAACCAACACACAGACAAGGAUUUCACGUACUUAUAUUUCUAUGUUUAAUUUUUCGUACAAUUCACCGUAGUGAGGAGGAAAUCAAUUAAGAGUAAGAGUGGAGCUCUCGUUUUUCUCUCGUUUUGUGCAAGACGAAACAAUUAAAAAGCAUAUCCAAGGAAAACAACUUUGUAUUUUGUGUUCGGGCGCCACUCUUUAAUUUCCAACCGAAAUGGCUUCAUCUCGAAAAUAUAUAAAUUACUCAAAGCCAAUAACUGUAAAUAUCAAGAUUGAAUUUGCUGCCUGCUUUAAAUUCAUGUGAUAGCGACGCAUGAAUUCACUCUUUGUGCAAAAGUCAUCGGAUGAAAUUUUAAUUUGCUUGGUUUUUAAA